Paramecium primaurelia is the source of this 1373-nucleotide messenger RNA. NCBI's taxonomy places the organism in Eukaryota, Ciliophora, Oligohymenophorea, Peniculida, Parameciidae. The record is from the annotation of a GenBank genome assembly.
AUGCUUUUCUUGAUUUCAUUAAUUGGAAUUGUAUAUUCGACAUAAUUAACACUUGUGGAACCUUCUUUAACAGUACCAUCUACAAAAAAAGAUUCAAUGCCAGUCAAUGUGGCUGAUUUUGGUUAUGUUCCAUAUGGUAAAACAGUUAGUGGAAAUUUAACUUAUAUUGAAAAUACUUGUAAUCCACUCAACAUUACUUUGAAUACAACUGUUGUAUUAACAAUGGGAUCAUCUUGUAAAUUUUUAGCAUAAGCCAUGAAUGUCUAAUCAGCAGGAGCUAAAAUGCUUAUAAUUAUAUACAAUCAUGAAGAAGACAUUAGUAACUUUUUAUUAAUUGCUGAAUAUGGAUCAGAUUAAUCUUUUAUACCAACUAUGAUGAUUAAUAAAGUAGAUGGAGAAUUUUUAAUUGAAGAAUUAAAAUCAAUACCUAUUUAUGUUUCUGUAACCUUUGAAUUGAAAUAAUAAGAGAUUGUAGAUCUUUAAUAUUUUUUAUCAUCUUUUGAUUUAUUUUCAUAUUUAUUUUUAGAUGAAUUUCAUCCAUUUGCUAAAUAGAUGAUUGGUCAAAUAACAUUUGAUCCAAUAUAUAUCUAAUUUUAUUGUAAAGAAUGUGAAAAGACUGGUUAUAAAGCUACAAAUCAAAAUUGUAUAAGUGGUGGAAGAUAUUGUGCUUAAGAUCCAGAUUCUGAUGGUCCUUUGACUGGAAGAGAUGUUAUAUUAGAAGAUCUUAGAUAAUUAUGUAUUCUAUAAAAAAAUGAUUUGCUUAUAUGGUGGAAUUACAUGAUACUAUUUAAUAAAAUGUGCUUCAAUAAUUAAUAAGAUUGUCAAUCUAAAAUAAUGAAUUCUAUUUCUAUUAAUGAAACUAUAAUAAAUGAAUGUAUGACAUCUUCUUUUAUUGGAAAUAAUACUUUAUUAGAUGAUAAUACUAUAUUAAAAGAAUAAAGAUAUAAAAUUAUGAAAAAUCAUUAAGUAUAUUGGCCAUCCUUAUAUAUUAAUGGAGAAUUUUAUAAAGGAGAUUUGUAUCUAAAUAAUGCUGAUGAAAAUACUGUUUUUAAUGUUGAGGAUUUUGCAGUUCUAGAAGCUAUUUGUGAUGGUUUCUUAGAUGAUUCAAGACCUGAUCUUUGUAAUACAACUGGAUUCUUUUCCAUAAAAGAUGGUGAACUUAAAGAUUGUAUAAUAUAUCUAAUUUAUUAUUAGAAACAAGUUCAUUGAUAAUUAUUCUAAUAUGGGUAGGAAUUUCUAUGCUUAUAUUAUUUUUUAUGUUAAUCUCUUUCCUUUUUAUACGUAGAAUGAUGUUAAAAAAAGUUAGGGAUGAUGUUGGUUCUUAAGUUGAUAAUUAUCUAAAAAACUAUUAUAAGAUGCCAGAAGCUUAAUGA